AGCUCUCCUCUCGCCAUCAGCCGUAUUCUCCGAUCCGUCGACCUUAAACUCCGGCGUGUGAAGCCGUUUUCUCCUCUCGUCAGCUGUAUUCUUAAAUCCUAAUCCUCUGAUCGAUCAUGGAUCGCAUUCCAUCGAUUUCUUCUGAUUUGGAGUAAGGACUCAUAAUUCCAAGUUUCCCUUCUGCAGUUCCAUUUUGAGCAAAGUAAAGUCACAUCUUGAG
Linum tenue is the source of this 220-nucleotide messenger RNA. Lineage: Eukaryota; Viridiplantae; Streptophyta; Magnoliopsida; Malpighiales; Linaceae. The record is from the annotation of a GenBank genome assembly.